This is a messenger RNA of Trachymyrmex septentrionalis, 804 nucleotides long. RefSeq names its product odorant receptor 46a-like. The coding region runs from base 1 to 804 and encodes 267 amino acids. Gene Ontology annotation, cellular component: plasma membrane. Gene Ontology annotation, biological process: detection of chemical stimulus involved in sensory perception of smell; sensory perception of smell. Gene Ontology annotation, molecular function: odorant binding; olfactory receptor activity. The record is from RefSeq and is a predicted model, not a curated record. The transcript has 4 exons. Lineage: Eukaryota; Metazoa; Arthropoda; Insecta; Hymenoptera; Formicidae.
AUGAACGAAGCUAAAAGGAUAGCCUGUGCCUUCAUGUUUAUUUCGCAAAUAUCGGGUUUCUUGGUUCUCAUAGGACCUUUAAUGACUCAGAACGAAAGGCAGUUACCGAUGAAAAUGUACGUACCGUAUUCGAUGAUGGAGUUACUUCCUUACCUGUUGACUUAUCUUGAGCAAGUUGCAGUUGUAUUUUACGGAGUAUCACUAAACGUCGCUUUUGAUUCCCUCGUUUACGGUUUCAUUAUUCAUACUUGCGGGCAGAUCGAGUUGUUGAGCUAUCGAUUGUCGGAAACAUUCCGAUUUCUACAGGAGAACAAUAAAGAGAAGGAGCACGACGUCAUCGAGAAAUUUGCCAUUGCGGAAUGUGUGAGACAUCAUGUUUCGGUGUGCAAUAUCAUGCACAGAAUACAAUCGUUAUUUAUGUGGAUUAUUACCAUUUUGUUCUUCUUCAGCCUUAUUACUCUUUGCAGCAGCGUCUAUCAGAUGUCUAAUAAAAAAUUCUUCAGCGUUGAAUUUUUCGUUUUUUUAGUAUACUUAGGAGCAAUGUUGUUUCAAGUGUUCUCAUAUUGCUGGUAUGGCAACGAGCUUGAUUUAAAAAAUAAAAGUAUCGCACAUGCUAUUUAUGCUAGUGACUGGACAAUAAUAUCGGCAAAGCAACGUAAAAGUUUAUCAUUUAUGAUGAUGAUGAGCCAAGGUGGCAGAAUGCUUUCUUUUUAUGGAAUCUGCUCGUUAGUUCUUAGUACUUUCACAUGGAUUUUAAAAACAUCCUAUUCUUCUUUCAACUUGCUGCAGCAAGCUACGAUUUAA